Messenger RNA from Malurus melanocephalus (red-backed fairy wren), 5023 nucleotides. It is a transcript of the gene ST8SIA1, whose product is annotated as ST8 alpha-N-acetyl-neuraminide alpha-2,8-sialyltransferase 1. The transcript has 5 exons. NCBI's taxonomy places the organism in Eukaryota, Metazoa, Chordata, Aves, Passeriformes, Maluridae. Bases 508 to 1587 code for a protein of 359 amino acids. Gene Ontology annotation, biological process: N-glycan processing; oligosaccharide metabolic process. The record is from RefSeq and is a predicted model, not a curated record. Gene Ontology annotation, molecular function: alpha-N-acetylneuraminate alpha-2,8-sialyltransferase activity.
GGAGGGUGGGUCGGUGGGUGCCGGCGGCGCCGCCCGGAGCGGGAUCUCCCUCCGUCCCUCCCUCUUUUCCUCCCUGAGCUCCUCUGGGCGCGGUGCCCGCGCUGAGGCGGGAGCGCGCGGGGCGCGGGAACGCAGCCCCUCAGCAGCAGCGGUGUCUGCGCUGCCUCCCUCCCUCAGUGGCGGCGGGGCAGGGGCACCCCGCGGCCGGGGCGGGGUGGAAAUUUACCGGCUCCUCAGCGAGGCGGCGAGCGAGGGGCUCGGCAGGAGGCGGAGGGAGGGCGGGGAGCGGCGGAGCAUCAUCUGGCGGGGAACGCGAGGGACCAAAUGACUGUGAGGAAGGGCGGUAGCCGCCACUGUCGCCGAGAGGAGCGAGACGCGGCGCAGCGGCAGCAGCAGCCCCGCUCCCCGCGGCCGGCUGGGCGGCGAUGGCGGCGGGCGGCGGCGGGGCUGAGCUGAGCUGAGCUGAGGCGGGCCCCCCGCCCGCGGGCGCCGCAUGGCGCGGGCCUGAUGCCGGAGCGCGGCCCGGCGCCGCGGCGGCGCUGCGGGAGCAGGAGGACGAUGGCGGGGCUGGCGUGGAAGUGGCCGCGCACCCGCCUGCCCGUGGGCGCCAGCGCUCUGGGCGUCUUCGUCCUSUGCUGGCUCUACGUGUUCCCCGUGUACCGGCUGCCCGACGAGAAGGAGAUCGUGCAGGGGGUGCUGCUGCAGCAGGGCAAGGCGUGGAGGAGGAACCAGACUGCGGUCGCCCUGUUCAGGAAGCUGCUGGAAGAAUGUUGUGACCCUGGGCAGCUCUUUGCUAUGACAAAGAUGAAUUCCCCCAUGGGAAAGAACCUCUGGUUUGAUGGGGAAUUUUUAUAUUCUGUCACAAUUGACAAUGCAACUUACUCUCUCUUCCCACAGGCUACUCCCUUCCAGCUGCCACUGAAGAAAUGCUCCGUGGUGGGAAACGGUGGGAUCCUGAAAAAGAGUGGCUGCGGCAAACAAAUAGAUCAAGCAGAUUUUGUCAUGCGGUGCAACCUUCCUCCUCUAUCCAGUGAAUACAGCAAGGAUGUUGGAUCCAAAACCCAGCUGGUGACUGCAAAUCCCAGUAUAAUUCAGAAAAGGUUCCAGAAUCUGCUGUGGUCCCGAAAAGCCUUUGUGGACAGUGUGAAGGUCUAUAACCACAGCUACAUCUACAUGCCAGCCUUCUCCAUGAAAACAGGGACAGGACCCUCCCUCCGCGUCUACUACACCCUGGAGGAUUUCGGUGCCAAGCAGGCAGUCCUUUUUGCCAACCCCAACUUCCUACGGGACAUUGGCAAGUUCUGGAAGAGCAAAGGGAUCCAUGCCAAACGCCUUUCCACAGGACUUUUCCUGGUCAGCGCUGCCCUCGGGCUGUGUGAGGAAGUAACAAUUUACGGCUUCUGGCCGUUCUCAGUGGACCUGCGUGGGAAGUUUAUCAGCCAUCAUUACUAUGACAAUGUCCUGCCUGACUCUGGAUUCCACGCCAUGCCGGAGGAAUUUCUACAGCUUUGGUUUCUUCAUAAAAGUGGUGUACUGAGAAUGCAGCUAGAACCAUGUGAGGACCCUCUAAUCAAGCCUUCGGCCUGAGGAUCAUAGAAGUCAAUUUGGGAGAUCAAACAGUUUUUAAUUUCCAUGCUCUCCAACAGAGAGUUCUGUYUUUUGUUGGUUGUUUUAAAAGGGAAAAUAAUAGUGGAUCUGCAUGGACCAUAAAAAAUGCUACUUGAAGGCCAAAUGGAAUAUGUCUUUAAUGUUUAGUGCUUUAUGGAACAGAGAGGGGAUGAAAUGUAUCUCUCCAUCAAGUCCAUUCAGCAGAAGUGGGAAAACAAUGUCAGAAGCAGCACAGCUGAACUUUCUGGGGGAGUUUUUAAGUGACCAGUGUAAAAAGGGCAUUAAGGCUCAGAGAGUCACCRGGCCACUCACAAGCUUUUGCUGACAGUGCCAAAUAUGACUGUCUGUUCCAAAAUCCAUUUCAUUCCAGAUCGGCACCCUGUAGAACUUUCAUUUUUAUUUGCUUUUUUCCUCUGUUUGGGGGAGUGUGUGUGUGUGUGUGUAGGACAGCAUGUGUGGGUCACUGACUCUUUGUUUCUUUUCCUUUUAUUCUUUUUUCUUUGGUUCUUCUGUUUGGUUUUUUUCCCCCCAAUGGAAGGAAAAAGGAAGGGCUUAAAACCCUGAGGAGCUGAGUGCCAUCAGCUGCUCUGAAGACUCUUAGGAGAGUGAAGGUGCUAAGAAUCUGGUUAGAAUGUCAUAGGAAUGCCUUGCUGCUGGGGAUGGAUAGACCUAUGCAUUGUAGGUUUUAUCAGGACUGUUCAGGUCGUUGUACUUACAGCUAUGUCAGUGCUGUACAGUGGGCAAGAGCUGGUUAAGGCAAAUUGGUCUGAAWAUAAAACAUGUUACAAAACCAGUGGUGAAGCACAGCCUGAUUUCAGUGACCUGCUGCAAGAUUUCCACAGUGACUUUCACAGCAGGGAUGGUUCCUGACCUGUUUUGCUGUCCAGCCUUAGGGAUUAAUUCUGUAUUCAUUUGGACUCCAGAUGUUCAUGGACUGUUGAGGGUAUUUGAGGGGUUCAGUGGAAUGCAGAAUGAGGUUCUUCAUGUGCUUAUAGCAGGAAAAUUGCAGAAAUGAAUGUAAGCGUCAUUUAAAAUGAGUCAAAGCUUUGAAAAUUGUUUCUCUGCGUGUGACUUGCUCUUCUGCUUGGAUUGUAACGUUAGCCUUAAAGACUUGUACUUCUCACAUGAGAUUGUCUCUGCUUAAAGAGAGUCUGGGAAAUAAAACAGCCUUUGGGAGCCCUGAAAAGCUGCACAGCCAGCAAGAAAAAGGAAAACAGAGAAGGGCAUGCCUUAUGUAAGGCAGUUCUGCUUGCAGUGGUGAAUUCUGUCAGUGUGCAGAGUGCCUGAAGGACUGUUUUAUUUUGAGUCAUUACUUGGGCAGCAGAUGGUCCUCUCACCAUGGAAAUGAGAAAUCAUUUUAUUUGUUUGCUUCGGUUUAGCACUGGAGGACAAGAGGAGAAUCCCAGCUCAGUCCGUSGUGCAAUUUCAGCUGCAAGAUGUUACCACUAUUAACUUGAAAAAUCCAGAUCAGUGUUCUCUUUCUUAUUCUCWUAUUAAUGAGAAUCUAGCCAAGGUGUUGGAAUAACAAAAGUGUCAUCAGCUUUCCACAUCAACUUCCUGUGCUGYUCUAGCUCCAAAGUUCUAGUGUUUUGGGGGAUGUGUCUUAUCAUGUGUUGAUAAGGUCUCUCCUUGUAGACUACCAGCUGCAAGUUCUAUAGAUACAAUUAAUUUUUUUUAAAAGCAAAAUCCAUGGUUCUUCUUUAAAUAUGAAUAAUUCAACUCUCUGUGUAGGACUCUGGGGAAAAAAUAGUCAUGUUUUUCUUUUUAAUGCUAUGUUUCAUAAUAAACAUUUUAUUUUGGAAUAUGAAUAKUCCAAGCAUAAAGUGGGCACUCUUUCAUAGGAUUACAGAGCAAUGCUAAAGGGUAAUGUGGUGAUUUUGGAGUUGUUCUAGUUAUUGUUCUGAUAAAAUCUGAAUGUACCUCAUAGCCCACAUUAUCUUUGUCCAUGUCUUUGUUAAAAGUACAGUCAGCACACUGAUGGAACAUCACUUGAUAAUUCAUUCCCUUUCAUUAGUGCUUUAUCUAUGAUAUGGGUACUUGGUGAGGAAGGAUUUGAAAGUAAAAUAUUUCCUUGCUGCUUGUUACAGCAGAAUUUGACUGAGCUGCCUUUCUUGGAGAUGAAGAGGUGCCUGUAUGGUUUUUAUUGUGUGCAUUAAGUCUGUGCUUUUUAGUCCUUUAUAGAUUACAUUAUCUCUAAUAAUUACAGUUACUUUCAUUAACUGUGAGAACAACAGUUGGAAUAUGAUGUGCUAAAAUGGCACUUCAUCAGKAUGCCAGCAUUUCCUUGAGAGCACCAUGGAACAAGGAGAGUAAGGGGGAACUGCCUUUUGCUAGUCAUCUUUUGGUAUUUUUGCYAGUACUUAGGAAUUYAGUUCUGAACCUCUCRGACAGCUCUCCAACCCCUUGGUAAWUAUUUGUUYCUUGUGUUGGGAAAAUGAUUGGAUUAGAAUAACAAAAGGAAAACAAGUAUUCUUGUAAGAAGACUCUGUCCAGUGUUUCAUAAUGUCUAGCUUGUUCRUGUUCAACCAGUGCCCUGGAUAUCUGAGGUGGUGUAUUCCUCACCUCUGUAAGACUGAACCUGAGGCCUUUGUGAUUCCUUUCUGGUGUCUGCAGUCCUGAUGUUUUCUAGGAGAUAGCUUGCAAGGAAUUAUGGGGGCAGGAGAGACCCAGGCCAUGUGUGAUGUGYGGCUGGUAUGGGGGACAUUGAGGAUUCUGGCUCUGUUUCAUUUACAUAUAGUGAGUAUAUCUGCAUUGUACAAAGGCAACCACAUUUGAUGAGGAAGUAAUUACUUCAAGGGUAAAUAACUUUCUAUAACUUCCAGGAAACUGGCAGUUGAGAAAAGGAGAGAAACAAAAAUAAAUGCCCCUUUUGAGAGGCAAAAUGUGUUUUAGUUGACUUAUCAGUGCAUGGAAGCACUGGCCAGCAAUCAGCCUUUUGCGCAGCAGGUAAGAAGGGAUGCAAGAGAGUACUGCAAGACUUUCAUGGCAAGAGCAGUCAAAAAGACAAAACCAAGCAGCUGAGAACAUGAGAGUGGCUGUUACUUGACAGAAAUAUUGGAAUGAAGACAGUCCAUCCAUGUGGAGUUUGGGGCUUGCCUUGUGGAUAUCUUGGAUGAGGGCAAUCCAUGGGUAGGAUCACUGAUAUGAAAUAGGGCAUUGAUGGAAGGGUCUGGGAAUGUAUCCACCUUCAGGAGGGAGGUCAUUGUUUGUGUUGCCAUAUUUUCCGUGAAGUCUUUUGAAAUUUUAAUAUUCGUUAGUGAAAUUSCCUCCUGUAGCACCUAUGUUUUCACUGCCGUCCCUGAAUUUCCCUGAUAGUGUCACUAAAGCUGUCCAAAUCUUUGCCAGAUUGAAAGCUACUGCAGUUCAUCUUCAAUAAAAAUUGGUUCAGGCUGGCCAAAUGGUUUGUUAAUAUUUA